Messenger RNA from Miscanthus lutarioriparius, 402 nucleotides. NCBI's taxonomy places the organism in Eukaryota, Viridiplantae, Streptophyta, Magnoliopsida, Poales, Poaceae. The record is from the annotation of a GenBank genome assembly.
AUGGCCCGGUUCUUGCUGUGCUUGGCGGCGGCGUGCUGCUGCUGCCUUGCGCUGCUCCUGCCGCCGGUGCAGGGCCGCCCUGGCCCUGGCACCCGCAGCGAUCAUCAUCUCCUGUUCCCGGAGCCACACUUUGAUGCCGCAGAGCCGACGGAGCAGCAGGGCAGCAUGUCGGUAAAGGCGACGCCGUCGUGGUCACCGCCGCCGCCGCCGACGGCAGGGGGCGUCGUCACGCCGGAGCUGCGGUGGGUGCCUGGAGGCGUGAACCCGUUGCACGACCACGGCAGUACCACCAGGCAGGAUGAGGAACGCACCCCACCGGCGGCAGCGGCGGCUGUGGAGGGGAGCGUCGCCAGGCCGGAGAUGCGGACGGCACCUUGGGGCGCGAACCCGUUGCACAACUAG